Molecule: messenger RNA, 417 nt
Organism: Trichomonas vaginalis G3
Lineage: Eukaryota; Parabasalia; Trichomonadida; Trichomonadidae
Exons: 1
Coding region: 1-417 (138 amino acids)
Source: RefSeq, a predicted model, not a curated record
AUGAAUAAGGAUGGUUUUGAUGAUUAUAUAGGUGAAGAAUAUUCUAAACUCAAAAAGAAACUUCCACCUCCUAAAAAGAAACUUCCUCCCAAAAAGAAAAACAGCACUAAAAAAAGGACAAAAAUUUCAAUUCCUCGAAUAGAAUCAGAAAGUGAAGAUUAUUCCUCAACUUCUGAUGAUUUUGUUGUUGAUGAUGAAGAAGAAGAGCAAGAAAAGAAAGUUCCAGGAUGCGUUGAUGAUAUUCAUUCAGAUAAUUCAGAUUAUUCCGACGAAUUAUCAUUUGUUUCCGAUGCAAUGGAUUCAUAUUUAUCCUCAGGAGAAUCCGAAUCUGAAGAAAACGAAUCCUCGGAAGGUACUUAUUAUUCCGAUACUUCUGCAUCACAUUCUGAUGGAGAUUAUUAUUCUUAUUCCGAUUAA